Messenger RNA from Drosophila eugracilis, 1438 nucleotides. Its product is annotated as uridine phosphorylase 1. The transcript has 4 exons. The coding region runs from base 149 to 1285 and encodes 378 amino acids. Lineage: Eukaryota; Metazoa; Arthropoda; Insecta; Diptera; Drosophilidae. The record is from RefSeq and is a predicted model, not a curated record. Gene Ontology annotation, molecular function: uridine phosphorylase activity. Gene Ontology annotation, biological process: nucleotide catabolic process; uridine catabolic process. Gene Ontology annotation, cellular component: cytosol; cytoplasm.
AAAUUUGAUAAAAUAUUUUUUUUUUUGGUAUGUAAUAAAUUGUCAUUUUUUGAAGUGUCGCUUAAAAAAUUUUAACUCAAAACUGCUUCUGGAAGUACGUGCUACAAAAUUUUUAUUCGUAAUAAUAAUAAAAAAUAUAUAUAAAAAUAUGCCGAAGGGUAAUUCUAGUGACUGCACAUGCCGAUUGGCCAAUGAGGUGGGCCAGCUAAAGGCUAUUGUUAAUGCCCAGAGCAAGACUCUCGCCAGAUUGGUCCGUCAUAUGAAGGAUGGGUGCAGAAAGGACGAGGAGUCCAAGGAGUCAACCUUGUGUGGACUGAAUCCUUGCCUGAAGUGCCUGCAGCCCGACAUACUUUAUCACCUGGGACUCGACACGGACACCACCGACUUCCCUAAGGUGUUUGGAGAUGUCCGGUUCGUUUGUAUGGGAGGGACACCGGGGCGGAUGGAGAACUUUGCCUACUAUGUGAUGCAAGAGAUCGGCCUCAAAAUAAACGCGGCAACCAAACUACGUGACAUGGCGGAGGCGGGCAAGCGAUUCUCCAUGUUCAAGGUGGGUCCCGUGCUCUGUGCCAGCCACGGAAUGGGCUGUCCUUCCAUAUCCAUCCUGCUGCAUGAACUCAUAAAGAUGAUGUGCCACGCUAAGUGCAAAGAUCCCGUUUUCAUUAGGAUUGGCACCUGCGGCGGCAUUGGCGUCGAUCCGGGAACUGUAGUUAUCUCUUCUGAGGCGGUUGAUGGACGCCUGAAUGCCGCCCACGAGAUCCUGGUGCACGGCAACAGUGUUCAACAUGCUAGCCAGCUGGACGAGGGUCUUGCUGACGAAAUCAAGAACUGCCAUGAUCCGUGCAAAGAUAAUUAUGAGGCCAUCAUCGGACGAACACUGUGUGCCCAUGACUUUUACGAGGGUCAAUCAAGAUUGGAUGGCGCCUUUUGCGAAUAUACCCCAGAAAUGAAGAAGGCCUACCUGGAACAGCUGCAGAGCCAGGAUGUGAAAAACAUCGAAAUGGAGAGCCUAGCCCUCGCUGCCCUCACCAGUCGGGCCAACAUCAGGAGUGCAGUUGUCUGCGUGGCUAUUAUAAACCGCCUUAACGGGGAUCAGAUUAAAACCCCGCAUGAGAUUUUGACAAAAUGGGAGAAGCGACCGCAGGAGUUGGUGGCCCGCUACAUACGGAAGGUUCUUUACUUUAAUGGAAAUGACAGUGAAUCGGAGCAAACGGAUGAGGGCUCAGAAGCAGGAGCUCAGGGCGGGGCAGGAGACACCCAAAAGGCGACUGCGGAGGAAGAUUAAAGAGAGUUCUGGAUGAAAGGAAAAUGUUACCUAUUCAUGUCGGUAAAUCCCAAUAAUCGAGGCUUUCCUUAAUACAUUAACCUAAUAACAAAAGUUUUGAUGUCAUACUAACUUAUUCCAUUAAUAUAAAUCUCAAUAAUUAUAUCUCCCAAA